Cylicocyclus nassatus is the source of this 7772-nucleotide messenger RNA. Lineage: Eukaryota; Metazoa; Nematoda; Chromadorea; Rhabditida; Strongylidae. The record is from the annotation of a GenBank genome assembly.
CAAAUGUUUUGGUGUAGAAGAGAGCUUCCGUAGUUUCAGAGUAGGUUAGUGCUGAAGAGCAUAAUGCUCGAAUCUGGAGUGAAACGUCCGCUCGAGCAAGCCGAAUCGAGUGUGUUUGUUCCUCCUCUAGCCAAGAAGAGCAAACAGGAUGAAGCUGAGCGAAGACUGAUCACGAUUUCAUGCGAACAUAUGGCCAAACGUGACCUAAAGAUUCUUCGUUCGCUGAACAAGGAGGACCAGAUGAUAUUCCUGAGUCAGUCACAGUGGCAGCGGGUACUGAAUCUGGUUCCACUUUUGAAAGACGACAAGAACGAUGCGGGUCGUUAUGAAUACAGCCUUCUCCUCGCAGAAUUAGGAAGACGAGGUGUUGGGCCGAUUGAUAAGGACUGGUCUUGGAGUUCCCCUGUUCCAGUACUUCCCGGCUACUCGUCCUCAGAUUUUCCUUCCUUCAGCUCCUUCAUAACCGAUAAUAUACCAGUAGAGGAGGAAUGUACUCGGAUUGCUGAGCUUUGUGCGAAGCUUCGGAAGAAGACGGAUAGCCGCAGCAACAAAGAAGAUCAAAAAAUUCAGCCCGCUGAUAAAGAUACUGUUAAUGAGACACAAACCACCUACAAAACGGCACCACCUCUGAAUCUUCGUAAAGAGAUUAGAGACGAACGAGAGCAACUUUUGGUGGAUAUGGCAGCCAGCAGACUCUUCACCUUGGCAUUUUCUGCUGAUGCAUCCGCCGGAUCGUCUCGAUAUGAUGUUGCUUCUGACGCCAUUCUUUGGUCGAUCGAUUUAACGUUCCAUCUGGAUACCAAGGAUGGUCCGAAAGAGGAAACCUUCGUUGUUCAUGAUACCAGCGAAAAGGAUGCUCUCAAGCCGAACAUAGAUAGUGUUAUCUACUUCGAUGACGUCGAAGAAUCCAUCACCACCGCGUUUGCGAAAGCGUCGGAGCGCAGUAACGACUGCAUCAAUGUUUUCUCCGUAACUCCGUCUGUAUCCGGAGUCAACGGCGAACCCGAGUAUCAUCUGGUCAACGCCGAGGACACACUGCUUGAAUCUCUCAGAGGGAAGCUGGUUGUUGAUCGGCCACGAUUUCUCAUAGUUUUGAAGUCACAGUCUAUGCAAUUUUUACGAAAGCCAGGCGUACCUAAUACAACACCGCAGCAGUACAGUCAGCCAUCGCCGCUGAUGCCAAAGCCUUCCACAACAUUGCAGCCCAAUCAACCUACGUCGUUGCUUGGAAAUCCUCCCAUUUUCCCUGCACCAAAUGUCCAACCUAUGCCGACGGUAUUCGCGCAGCGGCCUCCCAGUUUAUUUGGGCCUUGCCCCUUCAACUUUGCUCAGUUGGUUCCACCGGCGCCAAGCAUUUUCGCCAACAAUACUGCGCAACUGAUUCCGACACCUGCUAUCGGUCCAACAAUAUUCGCUGGACCGUCACCGGCACAACUUAUCUCAGCAGGUGCCACUGCUUCAGCCCCUCCAUCCAGGCAAAAUCUUGUUGUACUAACAAAUGCGCCUACCAAAACUUCGACAACCAAUGCAGCAGAGAAAAGCGGUAAUACCCAAGCCCCGACGUCGCAGAAUGGUGCAGCCGAAGUCAAACAGUCCUCACAAACAGUCGAUCCCAAGGUUGCUGAAAAUGUGGCUAAAGUAAUCCCCAUUGCCACAGCUGGCACACCACCUCCACACCUGGAGCAGCUAAAACCUUUGGUCCUACGACCAGUGACGGCGAAGAAGGGAACAGGAAAGAAAUUUACUCCACUAGCUAUGGCGAAGCGAGAUGUAGAACUUAUGCUCAAAUAUCCAUGGGAAGUACAAAAGCAACUGGUAUUCAAAUUACCACUCAACAGAGCCAUAAAUUUGUCUUACCACCUGAGGAAGACUUUUCGCUCAAUGGAACUGAACAAUGUUCGCAGCCUUCUGCCGACGCGAUUUCAUAACAUUGGCAUCGACAAAAUUCCAAAUUCUUGGGAUCUUACGCAACCAUUACCUAUGCUUCCUGGUCAUGUUCCGAUAAAAAACGUGACGCCCAUAACGGAAUUUGAAAUUGAUGAAGCAGCGGAUAGUGCAAACUUCGAGCAAGUAGCGAAGUCUUUAGGACUUUCGCAGAUAAAGAAUCCCUCAAAGGAACCGUCUCCACCUUCGACGAAAGGUGCGCCUGCGUCAAGUGUCUCCUCUACUUCUUCUCCUAAACCAGCCUCGCAGUCGGAUAAACCAUCAACAUCGACUGAAGCCACACAGAAGGCAUUGUCUGCACCACCGUCCAGUUCAUCAUCUGUCAAGGCUACCUCCGCUCAAAGUGAUGAACCUCAGGAGUCCAAGUCUUCUACUACAUCAAAAGCUACGGUGAUUGAAUUGCCGCCAUCAGAAAUGGCUUAUCGAGAUUACUUACACCUGAAAGAAAUUCCAUUGGCUGAGAUGAGGGUUACAAUAGACAGUAUGCAGCUUGUUCGGUUGGUGAAUCUUGGCUACUACAUAAAAAAGUAUCCACCUAAAAUGGAAAAACGAUCUCCAAUAAAUACAAUAAAAUCCCUUUUGUUUGAUAGAUUAUCUAAGUUGGGAGUUGGAAGGCUCGAGGGUUGGAAUCGAUCACUUUCAAAUAUUCCUGGGCUGAAGAGGACCUCGAAAUUUGGUAGGCUGCCGAAAACGUUUCGAGAUGUCCGACUUCCUGGCGAGGCUGACAGUUAUGUUUGGCCUGGAUUACCUGAAGAGGAGAGAGAAAAAGAGAGAUUGCUGAUGCAAGCGGAAAAAGAAGGAGCAAAGGCUGCGCUAGAACUACAGGAAAGAGAAGCGGCAAAGGCAAAGGGCUGCACUCCUUCGAAAAAUGUGAAUUCUUCCUCAUCAAAGCCGGAGGUGCCGAAAGUAUUGACGAAGGAGCUACCAAGAGAGUUGCCGAAGUUCUUCCCAAGCAUCGGAAAUUUGUUGAAAAUGGUUCGUGGUCAAGGAGUUUACUACUACAUUUCAUCAGACACUAAAGGAGCUCAGUCACAGAAAUGCAAGUGCGAGUAUGACGCUAGUAAAGACUCAAUUCGCUGGUCACUAGAAAUCACCCUAGAAGUGUGCAAACACGACGCACAUCAAGUGGAAAAAUCCUAUGCGCAUUAUAUGGAUGGCAAGGACAGCCUUGAGUCUAUACUUAGCAAACACCUUGCUACGAAUCCUGACAAACAUCUUGCUGCUGAGUUCAAACAAACAAUGAAAGAAAAUUCCAUGAAAUUUUUUGAGAUGAGCUUGAUGCUGCCGAUAAUCAAAGAGAGUCAGAUGGUGCAGCUGGAGCGGGUAGCUGUCGACUACAAGCUUCCGUUGUUAGAUGCUAUAAAGUCAAAAGUGGUCGUUGACUGUCCUCGCUUUAUUGUAAGAGAUGUAAGAGGUUUCAAACAACCUCCACCUCAGGGAUUGGUGAUCGACGUGGAUACUCCUCUGUUUGUACUGGGAGGAUCUUCGGUAUCCCCUGGCUCCGCCCACGCGUUUUCAUUCAAGGACUUCGCGAUGAAAGCAGUAGAAGAUAAUGCAGAUUUUGUCCAGGCAGAGAAACCAGUGGAGGAAGCCGCCUUCUCGAUGACACCUCUCUGGGUGGCUUCAAAUGAUCGAGAACUACUAAAAACUUUAGCACCGGACGAUCAAAAACUCAUUAUCAGCCUGAUGCCAUGGGACAGGUUGGUUGCGCUUAUACUUCAUCUGCGGUUGUUGCAAGAUCCAGAUGCUGUCAGUCUUUUGAUUUUGUGUAAUCCUCAGUUAGCAAAACUUGGGAUUGCUGAUCUUCCACGCUUUUGGACAACAGCAGAGAAAGUUCCCAUUCUUCCUGGACAUCCGUCAUCCGCUUUCAAGUCAUUCUCGAUGUUCAACUUGGCCGAGGCGCCACUAGUUUCAAAAACCAUGACGGAUGUCAGGUACUUGGUGGAAGAAGUGACAGCAUUGCGCAGCACUAUCGAUGUUCCUGAAGUAUGUAUGCGCUUCGAACCAAACUCCUACCGCGAGCAACGUCUUUAUGCGGAAGCGCACAACCGUGAUGUACAUUUUGCGUUCUCAUUGUCGCCUGACAUUGAAGACCAGGAACGCUCGCACUACGACUUUACCACUAGAACAAUAUUAUGGUCAGUCGAAAUCGUGUGCUUUAGGGAUAACAAUGGGACUGUACAGAGAGACACGCAGUUUCUACAUGGACUGUCGGAAAAAACUUCAAUAGACGAGAUGGUGAGACAAGCUGUACUGCAACUUCGAAAGGAUAAGGAAAACAUGGAUCGUUACGGCUCAGUAUUUCUUGAUGAAGCCACACGUUUUGUUGAUGUUCUUUAUAUGCUACCACGAAUUCAGAAUUCGAAAUUUGAUUUUGAAAGAUAUCAAAAAACGAAGAUGUCCACGUCAUUGCUGGAGAAUCUCAAAGGAAAAUUAGUUCUCGAUCAUCCGAGAUUUAUGAUUGUGCUCAUCGAUCAAGUGACUAUGUUUUCGUCAAAGAUGCUCACACAAGCUCAAGAAAAAAGUCUAUUUGAAUUCGAGAAAAUACAGCGUGACCUCGCUCAAACCCCCAAUACUGGACCACAGUUCCUGAAUCUAUUUGAUCUCGUGCAUAAAAAUCUCACGAUGGAGCUGAAUCGCAUACGCACGCUGGACCCCGGGAAAGCAGAGCAACACAGGAAGAGAAAACCACCACCUGUAACUUAUGUUCGAUCGGAGGCUCAUCUCAACUCUCCUAUUCCAUAUGAAGUUCCUUCUCCUGCGAAUUGUCAUUAUGGACCACAGAAAAUUUUACCCCAACGUGAAAUGACUUUUAACGAAUUGAAACAUGCUGAAGACAUGAUCGCAAUGGGAUGUCACCGGAAUAUGCAUGAAAUUACACAACCUCUAAAUUCAUGUCGUGCUGUCCCAUUUCUCUCUCGCAUUGCCCAGUACUGGGGUUUUAAACUCAAAGAAGAGAUUUCCCUAGAUGCAAACAAAAACACCAGAAUGGUAGUACACUUCGAAGGACUUCCGAAACUCGUGACUAUGGGUCAGUGCAAUAGCGACGGGCUUUUAUCAGCAACGGUUGGAGCUCACACUUCUGUCAUAGCUGCACUCUGCUAUAUGCUCAUAGUCCCUUUCGAAAUGUGGAAAACUGUCAUGGAUGCGCCAUCGGAGAAAUGGAUUGACCCAGUGAUAUAUGCUUGCAGAGAGCGCUUUGCACACUUGAUGACUCUUAUAUAUUCAGGUGACUUUCUCAAACUUAUUGAGUUUUCGGGAGAUCUAGAAGCACCGAUGUCACCCGAAGUGGCUGAGAUCUGGCAUCGUUUCAUGCACAAAAUCCGUAGCAGCGGAAUUUGGUACUGGGAGAAAAAUCGUGAUAUUCAAAUCCCUCUUGGUAUCGCAUCAGUGGAUUUCACGACAUAUCCUGGAUCGUACUUUCGAUUCGCUAAAUGUGAAAGCGUUAUUGACUGGACGGUUAUGAAGCCGAAAACUGGCUGGAACAAUGUCGGAGCUGCGCUGGUGUCCGCAGAUCCUGUACCGAUAGCAAAAUAUAGUGAGCAGGAGUAUGAAACUGGACUUUUGCCAGCACGAAUCAAGUCCACAGGAGCUCCUGUUUGUCCCGUGACGGGUGCCGAAAACUGGCACGAGCCAGUAAUGGCAUUGCCUCAGGAUGCAUUGGUGCAGAUCACUGCGAGGGACUGUGAAACUCGUGGAGAUAAAGUCGGGUCUAGGUUUAUAAAUCCAGUCAACAGUAGAUUACUGGAGGAAAUCAGCAAGAGGCUAAAAUGCAAGAUUCUGCGUACACAUCUUGUCCAGUGGGAGAGUAACAGCCAGUUCACAAACUGGUUCCACCUUGUCAACGUAAAACUCGAAGGAAUUGCUCCAUUCUUCCUUCAAGGUCUUGGAAAGCAUGUCAAAAUCAAGAAAGCUUCUCAAAUAGCUGAUUCCUACAUAAUAUCAAGUUUUUGCCGCAUGGGGAUCAUUCCUUUGGAAAUGUAUAAUUUGAUACAUAAGUUUGGAGAGGAGUGGAUUGAUCCGGUUCUGUAUGUUUGUCGUGAACGAUUUGCUAUAUUCCAAAAACUAAUCAACAACCCCGUAUUCUACUCACUGAAUACCUUGGCAAAGGCAGAUCUUUACCGGACGACUAAUCAAGACGUCCCGCAUUCCAAGUUCUCAGUCGCGUACGAGUUUGCUCGAGUAAUGCGUGACACUGCCCUACGUUAUUGGUCCGAUCAUCAGCUUGUCGGGGUUCCAAAGUCAAUACCCCUUCCUAUCAGCGGAUUCAAAAGCCGAUGUUAUUUUAUCUUCGUACCUAUUGAGGGUUUUGAAAGAUGGGAUGACUUCAAACCUGCUGCAUCAGAAGUGGAGUACUUUGAAGAGAGCAGUUUACUUCCCGUCACGUCAAAAGUACCUCCUUGGGAGAAAGUGGUUGUAAAAGAGAAGAAAAAUCCUCCAAAAUGUACGUCUUUGGAAGAAGCUUGCGCAGUGUUCUACGAAGAUGUGCUCUCGGACGAAUGUGCUGCCAAUAUGCGCCAGUUCGUUGAAAGUUUGGCUAGCAGUAUCUCACGAAAGCUGAUUGUCCGUGAAGAGCAGGCAAACUCGGAGUUUUUCUUCGAGCUAAAAUUUUCGGGCGAAUCAGGUGAUCUACUGCAUGGGAGAGCACUCGACAUUGAUGAACAGGUGGCAUACAAGAUAGCCCUUUGCUCCCUGUAUCUGAAGCUUUUGAAAGGUGCCUUUGUUCUUCCAUCGCUGAACGAGUUCGUUGCUAGGCGGUUUCAAAUGGAUAUCGAAGGCGAAAACUUUGCUAUGGCACGACUUCCUUAUGUUGAGAAAGUUAUCAAACCUUUACUGCAGCGAUUUGAAAUGAUGAUUCGAAGAUAUCGGGCGCUGAUAACCGGAUGCGAAAAAUCUGCAAAGAAAAAGCUCAAUGAACAACUGCUUUCAAUGGUUCGCAGGUUGAAUGAGGAUGUUUGGCGUACACACCCUAUACCUCUUCCUUUGCAUAUUUUCCUAGAUUAUGAGGACCCUGAGGGCUGCCGAAAUAAUUUGCAAAACUUUGUGGAGAUACUCGAGCCUACUACGAUUUGGAUUGGCGAUAUCAAGUUUUCGUCUAGUACUGGUAAGAGUGACUUGUGUUCUCGAUAUGAAUAUGCUCUGACAAUGAAUGCUCUUGGUAACGAGAAAGUCACAGUAACUCUUGACGAAGAAGCUGAAGGUCUCAGCGUUCCCGAAAAACCCGUAGCAAAAGCUUUGGAGAAUAAGAAGGAGAAAAUAGUGCCACCUGCACCAGUGCAGACCGCUAAUCCAAAGCCUGCAAAGUCUUCAAAUGGGACCGGAGCUGCUGCAAAAUCCAAAGAUGUUCCUUCAACUAAAGUGGAAGUUUCUCCUGCCGCUACACCAACAGCAAAAGAACCAGCACCCGAUAAUCAGGAAAUCAAGUACAUACUGCCCUGGGAUAAGGAGCAUGCUGAAGGAGGUGGAGAUGAGGUUGAAGAAGAGGAGGGAGACGAAUAUCUUGACUGACACAUUCGAAAAAAUGCAUUUUAUAGCUUUAAUUUUAUGUACCUGAAGACUGAAAGAUGUUUUCGUUCAGUUGCAUUAUUUGUUUGUCGGUUGUGAUUUUUUUUUGUGCAUCACAAGAGCUCAGACUGAAGAUGUUAACGGUCCUUUUCAGACUUCUAUGUAAAAAAUGAUUUUGUAUCCGUGGAGCUCGAUAAACUCGAAAUACGCUAGGAAGCGUAUAUAUGUAUAUAGGCCAAUGCUGUUGUCAUUUCCAUUAUUUCCGCUGCAAAUUCUGUUCUUAUUGUCAUGUGGAACGUCUGAUCUUAUGAAGAAGUACAGGU